CCAGCGUGGCUCUCCGGAGGGUGGGGCAGCCGCGGCCGAGCCUGACGUCUGGCGCCUUGACCGUCGCUCGGCGCUCGCCCCGCCCCGCCGCGGCCGCAGCAUCCGGGAGAAGCCCCUAGGAGCCACCGCCGCCAGCCGCACUCGGAUCGCAGCGCGCGCAGCCAUGGCUUCGGGGCUGGCGGAGGCGGAGACCCGGCAGAGGUUGCUGCGCACCGUCAAGAAGGAGGUGAAGCAGAUUAUGGAGGAAGCCGUCACGCGCAAGUUUGUCCACGAAGACAGCAGCCACAUCGUCUCUUUCUGUGCGGCUGUGGAGGCCUGCGUACUGCAUGGCCUGCGGAGGCGGGCGGCUGGCUUCCUGCGCAGCAACAAGAUCGCAGCUCUCUUCAUGAAAGUGGGCAAGAGCUUCCCGCCAGCAGAGGAGCUGAGCCACAAGGUGCAGGACCUGGAGCAGCUGAUCGAGAGCGCGCGAAACCAGAUCCAGGGCCUCCAGGAGAAUGUGCGAAAGCUGCCAAAACUGCCCAACCUGUCCCCGCUCGCCAUCAAGCACCUGUGGAUCCGUACAGCCUUGUUUGAGAAGGUCCUGGACAAAAUUGUUCAUUACCUUGUGGAAAACAGCAGUAAGUAUUACGAGAAGGAAGCUCUCCUGAUGGACCCCGUGGAUGGCCCCAUCCUUGCAUCUUUGUUGGUGGGGCCCUGCGCCCUGGAGUACACCAAGAUGAAGACUUCUGAUCACUUCUGGACGGACCCCUCAGCCGACGAGCUUGUCCAGAGGCACCGCAUCCACAGCUUGCACCUGCGACAGGACUCGCCCACCAAGCGUCCGGCCCUCUGCAUCCAGAAAAGGCAUUCGAGUAGCAGCAUGGAUGACCGGCCGUCCCUCUCCGCCCGUGACUAUGUAGAGUCCCUGCACCAGAACUCCCGGGCCACCCUGCUCUAUGGCAAGAACAACGUUCUGGUUCAGCCGAGGGAUGACAUGGAGGCUGUGCCGGGGUAUCUGUCCCUGCACCAGACAGCUGACGUCAUGACCUUGAAGUGGACGCCCAACCAGCUGAUGAACGGGUCUGUGGGGGACCUGGACUACGAGAAGAGCGUCUACUGGGACUAUGCCAUGACCAUCCGCCUGGAGGAGAUUGUCUACCUGCAUUGCCACCAGCAAGUGGACAGCGGUGGGACAGUGGUGUUGGUCAGCCAGGACGGGAUCCAGAGGCCGCCCUUCCGCUUCCCCAAGGGAGGUCACCUCCUGCAGUUCCUCUCAUGCCUGGAGAAUGGGCUGCUCCCUCACGGGCAGCUGGACCCGCCACUCUGGUCUCAGCGGGGGAAGGGCAAAGUAUUUCCCAAACUGCGCAAGCGAAGCCCUCAGGGUUCGUCCGAGUCCACGUCUUCAGACAAGGAAGAUGAGGAGGCCACAGAUUAUGUGUUCAGGAUCAUCUACCCUGGCAUGCAGUCCGAAUUCGUCCCCCAGGACCUGAUGGAUGUCUCUGUGAGCAACCUGCCAUCGCUAUGGCAACCCAGCCCACGGAAAUCUUCCUGCUCAUCCUGUUCACAGAGUGGCUCGGCUGAUGGUGGCUCAACCAAUGGCUGCAACCAUGAGAGGGCUCCCUUGAAGCUUCUCUGUGACAAUAUGAAGUACCAGAUUCUUUCCAGAGCCUUCUAUGGAUGGCUCGCCUACUGCAGACACCUGUCCACUGUGAGGACCCACCUGUCAGCCCUGGUCAAUCACAUGAUUGUGUCCCCGGACUUGCCCUGCGAUGCUGGACACGGGCUGACGGCCGAGAUCUGGGAGCAGUACCUGCAGGACAGCACAAGUUACGAGGAGCAGGAGCUGCUGCGUCUCAUCUACUACGGGGGCAUCCAGCCAGAGAUCCGCAAAGCCGUGUGGCCCUUCCUCCUGGGCCACUACCAGUUUGGGAUGACAGAAACAGAAAGGAAGGAGGUGGACGAGCAGAUGCAUGCCUGCUACGCGCAGACCAUGUCCGAGUGGCUGGGCUGUGAGGCGAUUGUGCGGCAGAGGGAGCGGGAAUCCCACGCGGCCGCCCUGGCCAAAUGCUCUUCGGGGGCCAGCCUGGACAGCCACCUGCACCGGAUGAUGCACCGGGACUCCACCAUCAGCAAUGAGUCCUCCCAGAGCUGCAGUUCGGGCCGCCAGAACAUCCGCCUGCAGAGCGACUCCAGCAGCAGCACACAGGUCUUUGAGUCUGUGGACGAGGUGGAGCAGGUCGAGGCAGAAUGCAGGUUGGAGGAGAAGCAGCCCAAGAUCCCCAACGGGAACCUGGUGAAUGGCACCUGUUCCCCAGACUCCGGCCACCCUUCCUCCCACAACUUCUCCUCGGGCCUCUCGGAGCACUCAGAACCCAGCCUGAGCACCGAGGACAGCGUCGUGGAUGCCCAGCGCCCUGCCCCACUGGUGAUUCGACCCAGGGACAGCGGUGUGGAUGACGGGCAGAGCAGCGAGGCCACCGCUUCCCGGGAUGAGGUCCCCCGUGAGGAGCUGGCUGUGCAGGACAGCCUGGAGAGCGACCUCCUGGCCAACGGGAGCAUGGACGAGUUCGUGUCCAUCACUGGCAGUAUGGAUGUAGCUCUGCCUAAAAGGGGGGGCCCUGCAGUGGAGGGCUGGAGAGGCAUCGAGGUGGGGAAGCAGAGCCAGGUGGACAGUGAAGACAACCUCUCAGAGGAGCCCGAGAUGGAGAGUCUCUUCCCCGUGCUCGCUUCUCUGGCCGUGACCACUUCUGCCAACAGCGAGGCAUCCCCCGUGUCUUCUAGUGGCGUCACCUACUCUCCAGAGCUGCUGGAUCUGUACACGGUGAACCUGCACCGCAUCGAGAAGGACGUGCAGAGGUGUGACCGCAACUACUGGUACUUCACACCCGCCAACCUGGAGAAGCUACGGAACAUCAUGUGCAGCUACAUCUGGCAGCACAUUGAUAUCGGCUAUGUCCAGGGUAUGUGUGACCUCCUGGCUCCACUGUUGGUCAUUCUGGAUGAUGAGGCCCUUGCCUUCAGCUGCUUCACCGAGCUCAUGAAGAGGAUGAACCAGAACUUCCCCCACGGAGGCGCCAUGGACACGCACUUUGCUAACAUGAGGUCGCUAAUCCAGAUCCUGGACUCAGAGCUCUUCGAGUUGAUGCAUCAGAAUGGGGACUACACUCACUUCUACUUCUGCUACCGCUGGUUCCUGCUGGAUUUCAAGCGAGAACUCAUCUAUGAUGACGUCUUCUCUGUUUGGGAGACCAUCUGGGCAGCCAAACACGUGUCGUCCGCCCACUAUGUCCUGUUCAUCGCGCUGGCGCUGGUGGAGGUCUACCGUGAUAUCAUCUUGGAGAACAACAUGGAUUUCACAGACAUCAUCAAAUUUUUUAAUGAAAUGGCUGAGCGACACAACACCAAACAGGUCCUGAAGCUGGCCCGGGACCUCGUGUACAAGGUGCAGACCCUGAUUGAGAACAAGUGAGGACCAUGUCACCCAGGCAGCGUCAGCCGAGCCUCCGCCCACCUGCCUGUCCUGCCUGCUUCUCCUCCUGGCUGCCCAGGGAGCAAGGUCCUGGCAUCUGUUCCCGAGCAUGGACCUCUGUGCAAAGAGAAAGUUCCCCAACUUUGGCUACCAGGCAGGUGGGAUCGAGGGGUUGCCCCUUCAGUUCAGCCUUAUGUUUCCUGUUUGACCAAAGAUCGCCCAAGUCUGGGAUUUCUCCCUUGUGGGAGUUGGGAGUUGUUGGUGUGCGGAGGGAACAUCUUCGUUCAUGGUCCCCAGAAUGGUCUCCUCCCUCUUCUCUCCCAUCCCUCCAACUGUCUUGUCGGAUGAGACUUGGGGAGGGAACUUUUUGGAAACUGGUAUAGGAGAGGUCUGUGGGGCUACCUCUGUACUCUGAAAGGGGCCUUUGGAGAUGUUCCAGAACGUGGCUGGAAGGUUGGCCUGGAGCAGAGCACUGUUGACAUUUAAUGCUUUUUGGAGGGAUGCUGCCCUGUGCACUCUUGGAAUUUGAGCAGCCUCCCUGGCCUCUGCCUACUACCUGCCAGUAGCACCCUCCUCCCCAACCCCUAGUGACAUCCCGGAGCACCUCCAGACGUUGCCAAAUAGCCCCAUUUGAGAACCACUGGCUUGGAGGAGGGGCUACAAGUGUAUCUCCUCUCCACUUUCUUUGUACCUGAGCCGCCUAUAUCCUGAGACUUUCUUCCAUUUAGAAAAGGCACAUGGGGUCCUUUGCACAUCUCUCUUGGGGUCCUGGAUUUCAACCGUUGUGUAUUUCUCAUUUUUUCUCCUCCACCUGGCCCAGGAGAGACUUUUUUCUUCUUUUAAAGAAGGACGUCUGCCUGUGAGAAGUGUCUGUAAGCAUGAGAUAGGCCUCUUCCGGGUCCUGCUCAGGGGCCCCGGGGCAGGGCCGAGUCCGCGUCCCCUUCCUCUCUUCCCAGGGAGGACCUCGCCUCUCCUUCCAUACAUCGGGUCUGAUGUUCCAGAAGCUUGGAAGAUGUGUGUUGGUGCAAGCCACUUGUUUAGGGAGGCUGGCUUUUCUCUAAGUGCCCUUGCUCACUCAGGACAAAGGAGGGAAAGGAGGACAGAGGUUGGCCCAGGUAGGGUAUGUCGGGUGUUUUCCUUGGGAAAGAAACAUCAGCUGGUGAACUGGUGCCAGGGUCACAGACCAGACUGGAAAUGGUCCCCUCCAUGUCUUCACACAGAGGGUCACCAAUCCCCAAACAGGCCCUAAGCGAGCUAGUUUACCCUGCCUACCUGUCCUCCCAGGAGAGUGGUCCUGCCAGCCCUUCUCUUCCGAGAGUGUACCAGAGUCGGGAGAAACAGUGAGAGUUGGGAAGGGAUGCUCUUCCCAAGAAUGGCAGGUAGGAUUUUGGAGAGGGUAGGAGACUCGUCAAGCACUUUGAAGCAUUCACAGAGAGAGUGCAUUAGUCCUUCCGUCCUGAGCAAACCAGGAUGGGGAGCAAUCCCUUCCUGGAGUGCUUGUGAAGGCGCUUCCCUUGGACCCGGCACUUUAGGUUGCACUGAACUUUUGCCUGAGUAGGGCCUCCUGGGCAGGAUGGAUGAGACUAGAUGGCCCUCGCUUCCGAAGAACGCUCCGUGAGAAAUGCAUCUCCUCGCCCUAGUCCCCCACAUUCCCAAGAUGGGAGAAAAUGUAUGAAAGUCCCCUCCAGAUGAAAGUUUAUUUUGCCAUUCAACUGUUCACUACAGAGGAUGUUAUUUUAGCAAGACCCAGGUCCUAGACCUUCCGAUUCUUACUUGUUUUUUGACAGACUAGUCUGAAAGUACAGCACAAGAUCUCUUCUCUGCCUUCUCUCGUGGUGUUCCAGAGAGCGUCAUGGUUGUGAUUUGGAAUAACUCCUAUUUAUUUGGCUUACUGUGUUUAUUCGGAUCUCUGUAUGUUGUGUGUGUCCUUGUGUCCCUGAAUCGUAUGCGUGCGAGUUGUUUUAUCUAUGGAGUGCCCUCCUUUUCUCAGUGUUGCCAACAUAUCUUGUUACAGUUUACUACAGAGUUGUGUCUGUAGAGAGAGAAAAUAUAUAUAAACAGAAACAUGUGAACCUGGGUUAUUUUUUGUUUCUGUGUUUGGGGAUUUUCUUUUUAAUUUGAAAGAAAGAAAUGCUUGCUUCUGAAGACUGUGUCCUCAUACCCCACCCUCCACCCCACCUCAGUGACCCAGACACAGAGAGGGACAUAUUCUUAUGAUAGACUCCCUGGUCUUUCCCCUGAAAGUUCAAGGCUGGUGAAUCUCAUCUCAUCCUUUGUAUCAGUUAGCUGUUACCACAAGUAAUGCUGUGUAACAAACCACCCCAAAUCUUAGUGGCUUCAAACAGCCAUUUAUUUAACUUGUGAUGAUUCUGUAGGUCAACAAUAUGAGCUGGGUUCAGCUGGGUGGUUCUUCUGGUCUCAGCUCGACUUCUUUGUGUGUCUCUGGUCAGCUGAUGGCCAGCCAGGCUACUCUGCUUUUGACAAUUGGCCGGCUGUUGUCUAGGAUAGUGGGAGAAACUGGGCCAUGUAUCUCCCAUCCUCCAUUAGGCUAGCUCAGGCUUGUUUACAUGGCCAUGAUGGCAGUUUCUAAGAGAGCAAACAGAAGUGUGCAAUGCCUCUUGAGACCUAGGAUUGGAAUUGGCAUAAAGUUAUUUCUACUAUAUUCUUUUGGUCAAAGAAGUCAUAUGGCUGAGCUCAGACUGAAAGGAUGGAGAAAUAGAUUCCACCAGUUGAUGGGAGGUUUUGAGAAGUGACAAUGAAAAGGGCUGUAAGUACAGGCAGGGAAAUAAUUGAGUAUUUUUGCAAACAGUCUACCAUGUAUCCCAAGGUCCAUGCACAGGAGGGGUCCCAAGAUGGUCAGCCAUUGGACUCAAGAGUAUACCUCUAAGUUGAUGCCUCACUGUAUCCCCACUGCUGAGCUGGCUCCUCUCUCACCCCCAGUGUUCCCAUAGACCAUCAACUUAUCUCCUCAAUAUCUAUGAUUCCCACUCACGGCUGCCAUUCUGAACCACAGUCUUUGGGCAAUGGAGACCUCACAUGGAUCUCCACCCCCAGCAGCCUCUAACCAUGCGCCAAGGGAAACUUCUGGUUUUCCGCUGCAGAAGCAAAGCUUGAUUUAAUCUAAUGAGCACCCAUCAAAACUUCAGGUUUUCUAUAGAAAAAGUUAGUUUCCAAAUAAGCCAGCAAAGUAAAGGAGUUUCAGGUGGCAUUGGUGGCUUGGCUUAGCCCAGGUCACCACUUCCUUGGAAGAUUGCCAGCAGAGGUAAGUCUGAAGCCACACAGCAGCAGGCAGGUGGGGACUUGUCUUUUGCUGGCCCACAUGGGGCUCUCUUAGUGGGAAGGUCUGCUUCUUCCUGGGAGAAGCUUCUGUGAGCAAAGACUGGUCCUGAUGUUCUGACCAUCCUUUGAAGCCACUGGUCUCAUUUCCCCAACUCCAGCCAUAGCUUGGUACACGUGGCCCUCCCCCUGGAGGACCCCACUAUUCUUGCAGCUGCCUGGCACCACCAGACCUGGGUACCACCAGCAUACCUGUUAUGUGUGUACAAAUGUGCAGUUACAUGCACUAUUGACUUACGGUAAAGGACGAUAUAUUUUGUGGGAAAAAAAUCCUAAGAGAAUGUUUUGCUUUUGUAAAGGUUUUCCUAAACACAUGCAUUUGCACCUUGCAUAGAUGUGAGAAGAUGAGUCUUGGGCCACUAGGCACGUUUUCGUGACCCAAAGCAGGGAUGGAGAAGGGGUCUUUGUUGCCAUGUGUCUGGCACACACAGUUGUCACUGUGGACUCCUCCUCCGCCCCUUUUCUUCUUCCUCCUCCACCUCCUCCUCCAUCUUUUCCUCCAUUUCUUUACCUUCUCCUUCCCCCAUCCCUCUGAUUCCUCUCCUCUCCUCCUUCUGCCUCCUUUCCUUGUAGCCAUGAGCAUGUGGAUACUGUCCGCCACCAUGUCUUCUGCCUGAAUGUUGCUGUUCGCAUUCAGAACAACACUGCUGGGUUUAGACCCUCUGGCUGCUCUGUCAUCUCUCUUCUAAAUCACGUUCCAUUUUCUUUUCACCUCGAGCGUUCCAUUUGGCUUGUGGGAGAGGCCACGCGGCAACUGAGAAGCACUUAUGCAAAGAGUUUGGGAGGCCCCAACCAUCCCAUUUCAGAACAGCUGCAACCAUUUAUGCCAUCCUGUUUCAUCUUCCUUCUUAUCCCUCCCUCCUUCUCUCCCAGGCCUGAGGUCCCAGCAGCCCAGUGGGAAAAGGAGGUGAGGGGUACAGUCAAGGGCAGUGGGAGGAAGUGGUUUAGAUUUCUUUCCUUUUCAACAGAUACUCAAGUUUGAGAGACAUUAGAUCCAUCAAUCAAUGAGUCUUCUCCCCAAGUUUUAUGACAGCAUGAAACUCAAGUCACCUGCAGUCCACCUUUAUGAUUUGGACCAUAUCUGUGUACCAUCUGUACUAUUAUAUCUUUACUAGUUUUCUUUUUUCUUUUUACUUUUCGGCCACACCGCGUUGCAUGUGGGAUCUCAGUUCCCCGAUCAGGGAGCGAACCUGCACUCCCUGCAGUGGAAGCGCGGAAUCUUAACUGGACCGCCAGGGAAAGUCCCUUUACUAGUUUUCUUUAAAUCAACUCAUUUUUUAAAACUUAAAACUUAUGGCAAGCCAGGAUCAUUUGCAUAAACAGAAGAUGGUUGUAAAAAUAAAUAUUAUUAUUUUGCCAAAAUACUAUUUCCCACCAAAGGCUUUCUGAAGCUUGCUCUCUUGCCAUUAAGAAGAGAUGUACUAAGGGUUUGAGAGGUUAAAGACAUGCUAGCACCAGACGAGCCUUUCUUCUUGGAGCACUUAAAGGAGGAUUGAAGUGGGAGUGACUUUCUCACCACACCAACUAAAAUCAUGUCCUAUAUCUUUGUCCACAUGCUUGGGGAGGGAUGACUUAGGAUCCCAACUCUGCCACUUCCUGGCUGUGUGGCUUUGGGCAAGUGACUUUACCUCUCUGAGCCUUGGUUUUCAUUUCUGUGAACUGGGGGUAAUAAUGCCUCCCUUGGGUCUGGAUUCAGUCCCGGCCCUCCUCUUUCCACUGGGACCCUCUGCCCCUAGCAUCACUGGGGAUGAUUUCCUGGUUGGGACCUCAGUUUCCCUGAGUUCCCAUCAUCUGUCUUGCUCAGGUUCUCAGGUGAAUCUUUUUUUUUUUUUUUUUAAUUAUUAUUAUUUUUUAAUGCUAUUCUUGUCUGCUUACAUUCUUUUUAUGUAUGUAUGUAUGUAUGUAUGGCUGUGUUGGGUCUUCGUUUCUGUGCGAGGGCUUUCUCUAGUUGUGGCAAGCGGGGGCCACUCUUCAUAGCGGUGCAGGGGCCACUCUUCAUCGCGGUGCGCGGGCCUCUCACUAUCGCGGCCUCUCGUUGCCAAGCACAGGCUCCAGACGCGCAGGCUCAGUAAUUGUGGCUCACGGGCCUAGUUGCUCCGCGGCAUGUGGGAUCCUCCCAGACCAGGGCCCGAACCCGCGUCCCCUGCAUUGGCAGGCAGACCCCCAACCACUGCGCCACCAGGGAAGCCCCUCAGGUGAAUCUUUGACACAGCUCCUGGAGGAGAACUGGGGAAGGGAUGAGCUCUGAGCCCUCUGGGGCUAUGACAGAGCAACUGGAGUUAGGUGUGGUGAGGCCACCAGUUCUUGGCAGGAGCAAUACCCACUCUGACUCUGUAGUUUGCAUCGGGUUCUGCUGAGUCAGGGAAGGGCUCUUGGGUCUCUGUGCUGCUGGCCUUUAAGCUGCUGGACACAUUGAGAGCUUGAGCCCAGGACAGGUAUAGACUCUACAAGGAGCACAGUUUGAUCCUUUUUGGAGUGCCAGCUUGCCAAUCCGUUGCUAAGUCAACCUAGUAGAAUUCAAAUGACCUACAGAAUGAUGCCGUUCCCUGGGGACUUUCCAUUACAUCAGGGUGUUGGGCAGGAAUCCUCCAGUAUCUUCCUGGCUUGCUUUAUUCAGUCUUGUGGGCCCAGUGAUUUCCAGCCUCGGCAGGUAAAGGGCUCCUGCAAACAAAGAAUACCGCUUAUUAUGAUGAACAGAAAAUCAGACAGACAGAUCCCUCUGUCUCUUGUCAAAUAAAGACAGCAUCUGUGUAAAUGCUUCUGCUUCAUAGGCUGCAGAUUUGCUCCCUUUGGCAUUGCUGAAAUUGUUGAAAGAGAAAAUUAAGGAACGUGGGAGCUGCUGUAAAGUUAUUACAUAGAGGAGGCGGCUCAUCCCUAGCGCAGGUGGGUGACCUGAAGCUGAGUUUGGGCUUCUUCUUGGUGGCAUCUACUUGCUGCUUUUUGCACUGGGAUGCUGCCUGGGCCUCCUGGAAUCUUCCCACAGAAGCCUGACUCACAUCAAAGUGCUUCUGAUGACACUUGAAACAUACCACUGGUCUUUGAGUCCAUUUGGAUACCAUGUGGUGGCUUCCUAGGUUUUCUAUUACUUUAUUCCCUUAUUCUCUUACUUUUUAAAGUAAUUAUUGUCCUUAUUGUUUUUUCUGAAAGAUGAAUGCAAGCUGCGUUCUCUGUGGUCUGUGUGUUUUCAAAAUAAUAGAAUCGCUCUAAUAAUAUAAUAUUGUUGUUUACAGAUGUUCUUAGUUGAACAUUUAAAACCAAAAGAGUUUGGUGAGCUGGGUCGGGGCAGAGAUAACAAAUUCAGGUGUUAUUUUGCCUCCAUCACAGAGUCUGACAGACCUGGAUUCAAAUCCCAGCUCUGCCACUGAUCAGCUGUGUGACUUUGGGCAAGUGACUUUGUCUCUCUGAGCUUCAGUUUUCACUUUUGUGAAAUGCAGAUAAUAAAGCUUCCCUUAAAGAGA
This is a messenger RNA of Balaenoptera acutorostrata (minke whale), 10242 nucleotides long. It is a transcript of the gene SGSM1, whose product is annotated as small G protein signaling modulator 1. Gene Ontology annotation, biological process: activation of GTPase activity. The coding region runs from base 164 to 3448 and encodes 1094 amino acids. The record is from RefSeq and is a predicted model, not a curated record. Lineage: Eukaryota; Metazoa; Chordata; Mammalia; Artiodactyla; Balaenopteridae. The transcript is spliced from 25 exons. Gene Ontology annotation, molecular function: GTPase activator activity.